AUGCACUGGGAGCUCCGGGGGGGCACUGGGAGCUCCUUGGAUGCACUGGAGCUUCUUGGGGGCACUGGGAGCUCCUUGGAUGCACUGGGAGCUUCUUGGAGGCACUGGGAGCUCCUUGGAUGCACUGGGAGCUUCUUGGAGGCACUGGGAGCUCCUUGGAUGCACUGGGAGCUCCUUGGAUGCACUGGGAGCUCCUUGGAGGCACUGGGGAGCUCCGUGGGGGCACUGGGAGCUUCUUGGGGGCACUGGGAGCUUCUUGGGAUGCACUGGGAGCUCCUUGGAUGCACUGGGAGCUCCUUGGAUGCACUGGGAGCUCCUUGGAGGCACUGGGAGCUCCGUGGGGGCACUGGGAGCUCAUUGAGAUGCACUGGGAGCUCCUUGGGAUGCACUGGGAGCUCAUUGAGAUGCACUGGGAGCUCCUUGGGAUGCACUGGGAGCUCCUUGGAUGCACUGGGAGCUCCUUGGAUGCACUGGGAGCUUCUUGGGAUGCACUGGGAGCUCAUUGAGAUGCACUGGGAGCUCCUUGGAUGCACUGGGAGCUUCUUAGGAUGCACUGGGAGCUCCUUGGGGGGCACUGGGAGCUCCUUGGAGGCACUGGAGCUCCUUGGAUGCACUGGGAGCUUCUUAGGAUGCACUGGGAGCUCCUUGGGAUGCACUGGGAGCUCCUUAGGAUGCACUGGGAGCUUCUUGGGAUGCACUGGGAGCUCCUUGGGAUGCACUGGGAGCUCCUUGGGGGCACUGGGAGCUCCUUGGGAUGCACUGGGAGCUCCUUGGAGGCACUGGGAGCUUCUUAGGAUGCACUGGGAGCUCCUUGGGGGCCACUGGGAGCUCCUUAGGAUGCACUGGGAGCUUCUUGGAUGCACUGGGAGCUUCUUGGAUGCACUGGGAGCUUCUUGGAUGCACUGGGAGCUCCUUGGAUGCACUGGGAGCUCCUGGGAUGCACUGGGAGCAUCUUAG
Lagopus muta (rock ptarmigan) is the source of this 957-nucleotide messenger RNA. Its product is annotated as mucin-19-like. The coding region runs from base 1 to 957 and encodes 318 amino acids. Lineage: Eukaryota; Metazoa; Chordata; Aves; Galliformes; Phasianidae. The record is from RefSeq and is a predicted model, not a curated record. The transcript has 2 exons.